This is a messenger RNA of Halteromyces radiatus, 1756 nucleotides long. RefSeq names its product delta-6-desaturase. The transcript is spliced from 5 exons. Gene Ontology annotation, cellular component: membrane. The coding region runs from base 214 to 1605 and encodes 463 amino acids. Gene Ontology annotation, biological process: lipid metabolic process. NCBI's taxonomy places the organism in Eukaryota, Fungi, Mucoromycota, Mucoromycetes, Mucorales, Cunninghamellaceae. Gene Ontology annotation, molecular function: heme binding; oxidoreductase activity, acting on paired donors, with oxidation of a pair of donors resulting in the reduction of molecular oxygen to two molecules of water. The record is from RefSeq and is a predicted model, not a curated record.
GAAAAACUUUUUUCUUUUUGGUUGGAAAAUCAUUUUCUUUUUUUUUUUAAUUCUUGUAUCUCAUCUUUCUUUUCUUUUAAUCCCUCCUUCCUAUUCUUUCCUUUUUUCAUUCGUUUAUUUUAUUGGUCGUAUAGAUAUAUUAGACCUUAGAAUCACUGUUUUUUUUGUUUUGUUUUGAAUAUAGUUUACUUCAUAUAUACAUAUAUAUAAACAAUGUCAGGGCAGGCAACUGAUAUUCGUGUUUUUGAACGACAAGAACUCUCAAAGUCCUUACAGGCUUAUAAGGAUGGCAAUACAGAAGAAAAGAAGUUUUUGACUAUUGAUAAUAAAGUAUAUGAUAUUACUGAUUUUAUUGCUGAUCAUCCUGGUGGUGAACAAGUCAUUUCAACUCAUAUUGGCAAAGAUGCUACAGAUGUAUUCCACGCUAUGCAUCCCAAAUCAGCUUAUGAAACAUUGGCCAAUUGUUAUGUGGGUGAUUUAGCUCCUGAAAAGAACAAGACACAAGAUAAGGAAAAACAAAACUCUCAAGCAUUUGCUCAAGAAAUCCGAGAAUUACGUGACAAAUUGACAGAAGAGGGUUACUUUGAUAGUUCUACUUUAUAUUAUACCUAUAAAGUCCUUUCUACUGUUUCUAUUUGUGCUGUUGGUUUGGCUAUGUUGUACUUUGGAGGUCAUUCUACUCCUAUUGUAUUUGCUGCUGCUGUCAUUAUUGGUUUAUUCUGGCAACAAUGUGGUUGGCUGGCUCAUGAUUUUGGUCAUCAUCAAGUCAGUGAUGAUCAUGAUAAGAAUGAUAUGUUGGUGAUCUUUUUGGGUUGUUUCUGUCAAGGAUUUUCUCUUUCAUGGUGGAAAAAUAAACACAAUACCCAUCAUGCUAGUACCAAUGUUAGUGGUCAUGAUCCCGAUAUCGAUACAGCUCCUAUUUUAUUAUGGGAUGAAUUUGCUACUGCCAAUUUUUAUGGAUCUUUGGAAGAUAAUCCUGGAAUGAUUUCUCGUUUUAUUGCUGAACAUGUAUUACCUUAUCAAAGUCGUUAUUACUUUUUUAUUCUUGGAUUUGCUCGAUUCUCCUGGGCUGUACAAUCAUUAAUGUAUUCUUUCAAUCAAGGCACUCUCAACAAAUCAGCCACUCUCAAUUGGAUGGAACGCUCCAUGUUGGUCAGUCAUUGGAUCUUAUUCACUACUUGGACUAUUAUGUUUAUUGAUAGUUUUACCAAUAUGAUCAUGUUCUUUUUGGUCAGUCAAGCUGUGACAGGAUAUGCUUUGGCCUUUGUAUUUGCUAUGAAUCAUAAUGGUAUGCCUGUGAUUUCUCAAGAACAAGCUGAAGAUAUGGAAUUCUAUGAAAUUCAAGUCAUCACUGGUCGUGCUGUGACUUUGAGUGCUCUUGGUGAUUGGUUCUUUGGUGGAUUGAAUUAUCAAAUUGAACAUCAUGUGUUCCCUGAUAUGCCUCGUCAUAAUUUACCAAAAGUUAAGCCUAUGAUCAAGUCAAUUUGCAAGAAAUAUAAUAUUCACUAUCAUGAUACCACUGCAUUGAAAGGUACUUUGGAAGUUCUUCAAACUUUGGAUGUUGUUCAAAAGUUAUGCGGCAAAUUCUCAAAGAAGGUGUUUUAGUCUGUUUUUUAUUUUUAUUACAUUAGAAUUUUUUUAUAUAUAUAUAUUUUAUUCUUACUCAUAUUUUUUCUUAAUAACCAACUUUAUGUAUUUUAAUAUUGGAUCCCCAAUCUUUUAUUGAUACUCCUCUUUUCGGCCUUUUUUUUUUUUU